Messenger RNA from Sphenostylis stenocarpa, 825 nucleotides. The record is from the annotation of a GenBank genome assembly. NCBI's taxonomy places the organism in Eukaryota, Viridiplantae, Streptophyta, Magnoliopsida, Fabales, Fabaceae.
AUGCCAAUUGCAUCUUCUCUUACCAUAACACCCACUGUCCCAAGAAUCGCCGCAACAACCCACACUUCCCAUCAUUGUCACCCCACUCCUCUUAGAUUUAGCCCCAAUUUCAAAUCCACUCCUCUACGCGCCUACCUCCCCCUCACUUCACGCGCCCCCACGCGCCCCCGCAGCGCAGCCGGCCCCGUCUGCCUCUUCACCGGCAUCGUCGAGGAAAUGGGCACCGUCAAGCAGCUUGGCACGGCCUCGCACGGCGGCUUUGACCUCAAAAUCGCGGCUUCCACGGUCCUCGACGGCGUCAACCUCGGUGACAGCAUCGCUGUGAAUGGCACGUGCCUCACGGUCACGGAAUUCGACGCCAAAGUCUCGGACUUUAUAGUGGGGCUGUCGCCGGAGACGCUGCGCAAGACCUCGCUGUCGGAGCUGGAGCCCGGGUCGCCGGUGAACCUGGAGCGCGCGGUGACGCCGACGAGCCGCAUGGGCGGGCACUUCGUGCAGGGUCACGUGGACAACACGGGGGUGAUCGUGUCAAAGGUUCCGGAAGGAGAUUCCCUUUGGGUGAAGGUUAGGACUGAAAAAUCGUUGCUUAAAUACAUUGUACCUAAGGGGUUUAUUGCUGUGGAUGGGACUAGUUUGACUGUGGUGGAUGUGUUCGACGAUGAAGGGUGUUUCAAUUUCAUGUUGGUGGCUUAUACUCAGCAGAAGGUGGUGAUUCCUCUGAAGAACGUUGGGGACAAGGUGAAUCUUGAGGUGGAUAUUCUUGGCAAAUAUGUGGAGAGGCUUCUCGGUAGUGGUUUUGUUUCAUCCUAUGCUAAAAGUUCUUGA